Messenger RNA from Acromyrmex echinatior (Panamanian leafcutter ant), 676 nucleotides. RefSeq lists its product as uncharacterized. Lineage: Eukaryota; Metazoa; Arthropoda; Insecta; Hymenoptera; Formicidae. The record is from RefSeq and is a predicted model, not a curated record.
UUAGAGAAUAUUGAACAUCGAAAUUUAUGUCGAGGGAUAAUAACAAUAUGAAAAUAUUAAUGGAAAUCGAUGAAGAAAUAUUUAAGCUCAAGAACAUUAUUCAUGAAUUGAAUGUGAAGAAUAUAAAGCUUCACAAACAACUUUACUCACUUUAUGUUGAAGCAGACUCGCAACAAAGUAAGAUUGAAGCUCUCGAGUCAAGUAAUGAAGAUCUUUCAUCGGAAAAUAAUUCGUCGGAAUCUAUAAAGUUGUCCGACGAAAACGAAAUGUCUAAUGAAAAUACUUACGCGGCAUUGAAAAAGGAAAUACUAACGUUACAACUAGAGGUAAAGUCGAAAGCUGGAAUAAUUGCGAUGUUGGAGCUGGAACUACAUACCAAACUUUUAUUUUAUGAGAAGUUUAAAAUCUUGAACAACUGUCUAUUGGUGGUAUACAAGAAAAAAACUAGUGAGUUGGAAGCGGAAAUUGAACGACUAAGGACCACAUUGUUUGUAAAAUUAGGAAUACAUGAGGAAGACGAAAUAAUUAAUGAAAAAAGUACUAAAGACAACUAGAUUAUGAAGAAUUUUAAUAAUUAAAAAUGACAAAGAAUGAUAAACUCAGAAGAAGGAAGUAGAGGAGAUUGAGAAGUUGUUACUUUCCUAAAUUUAUGAUCUGUAAGAAACUAGAACAUUUC